AUGUUUGACUUUCUAAAGCGGCCGACGCUCGAGGACGAGCUCUUCAAGAUGAAGUUCACGGCCAAGUCGCUCCUCCGCAACGCUAAGAAGUGCGAUAAGAACCAGACGGCGCAGAAGACGAAGCUCAAGAAGGCCAUCGAGCAGGGCAACAUGGAGGGCGCCAAGAUCUACGCGCAGAACGCGAUCCGCGAGAAGAACCAGGCGCUGAGCUACCUCCAGCUCAGCUCCCGGAUCGACGCGGUCGCGGCGCGCGUCCAGACCGCCAUCUCGAUGGGGAAGCUCAAGCAGAACAUGUCGGGCGUCGUCAAGGGCAUGGACGUGGUCAUGGACUCGAUGAACGUCGAGAAGAUCUCCAAGACGAUGGACCAGUUUGAAAAGCAGUUUGAGGACCUCGACGUGCGCUCCGCCUACAUGGAGGGCGCCAUGAACAGCACCACGGCCGGCGCGACGCCCACCGACCAGGUCGACGACCUCAUCCAGAUGGUCGCGGACGAGAACGGCCUCGUGAUCGCCGGCCAGCUCGACAACGCCGGCGCGGUCGGCCUCGAGACGCACGUGCAGCCGGCGGCCGCUCCCACGUCAACGGCCAACGAUCUCUCGGCGCGCCUCGCGGCCCUCCGCAAGGUCUAA
This is a messenger RNA of Saprolegnia diclina VS20, 630 nucleotides long. RefSeq lists its product as hypothetical. NCBI's taxonomy places the organism in Eukaryota, Oomycota, Saprolegniomycetes, Saprolegniales, Saprolegniaceae. The transcript has a single exon. Gene Ontology annotation, cellular component: ESCRT III complex; multivesicular body. Gene Ontology annotation, biological process: protein transport; endosome transport via multivesicular body sorting pathway; late endosome to vacuole transport. Bases 1 to 630 code for a protein of 209 amino acids. The record is from RefSeq and is a predicted model, not a curated record.